UGAGUGGAUAAACACACCUGUACCUGCGCGUGUCCGCCUCGGGGAGGCAGCACGAGCCGCUCCGCUCUCUGACCCUCUACCGCCGCCGUAGUGACGCGCUGGAAGCCGGAAGUGUGGCGGACACGCUGCUGCUGGGUCCGGAUCGGGUCCGGGUUCUGGUCUUUAGGCUCCUGAGAGUUCCCUGUGUCCGUGGGAUGUGACGUCAUGUCUGCGUGUGAACCUGGACAGUUUGAUGACGCAGAGGAGGACAGCAGCCAAUCAGAGGCAUCGGCUGUGCAGACUCACAACAGUGAUGUCACGCUGCAACAGGAUGAUGAAGACGAUAUAGAUGAUGAAGAUGAGGAGGAUGAGGAUGAUGAAGACGAGUGGACGUGGAGUUCAACAGGAGAUCUUACCAAAAGAUACAAUCGGAGCUGUCAGUCCAACAGACAGAAUCCGUCCAAUAGGAGGCUGCCGUCCUCGACUCCAUCUGACAAAGCUCUGAGGAAAUACGAACACAAGAUCAACCUGGAUAAACUGAACUUUGCCGACUCGGUGAUCAAUAAAGUGAUGACGAUGCAGAAACAGAAAGACGCCGACACGUACAGAGUGAAGGACAAAUCAGAUCGAGCCACAGUUGAACAGGUUUUGGAUCCUCGAACUCGAAUGAUUCUCUUCAAGAUGUUGAGUCGAGGAAUCAUCUGUGAGAUCAACGGCUGCAUCAGCACCGGGAAGGAGGCUAAUGUUUAUCAUGCUAGCACAGCGGCCGGAGACAGCAGAGCCAUCAAGAUCUACAAGACGUCCAUCCUGCUGUUCAAAGACCGAGACAAAUACGUCAGCGGAGAGUUCAGGUUCCGUCAUGGUUACUGUAAAGGAAACCCCAGGAAGAUGGUGAGAACAUGGGCUGAGAAAGAGAUGAGGAACCUUAUCAGGCUGCAGACGGCAGGAAUCCCCAGUCCAGAACCUCUGCUGCUCCGGAGUCACGUUCUGCUGAUGAGCUUCAUUGGAAAAGAAAACAUGCCGGCUCCUCUCCUGAAGAACGUGUCCUUGUCGGAUUCGAAGGCUCGGGAGCUCUACCUGCAGGUUCUACAGAACAUGAGGAAGAUGUUCCAGGAUGCUCGCCUCGUCCACGCUGACCUCAGCGAGUUCAACAUGCUGUAUCACGACGGAGACGCUUACAUCAUCGACGUGUCGCAGUCGGUGGAACACGAUCAUCCUCACGCUCUGGAGUUCCUCAGGAAGGACUGCAGCAACGUGAACGAGUUCUUUGGGAAACGUGGCAUCGCUGUGAUGACGGUCAGAGAACUGUUUGAUUUCGUCACUGAUCCGUCGAUCACCUGCAGCAACAUCGACCAAUACCUGGACAAGGCGAUGGUGAUCGCAGCGGAGCGAACGUCAGAGCAGCGGUCGGAUCAGGACCGAGUGGACGAGGAGGUGUUCAAGAAGGCCUACAUCCCCCGAACGCUGACCGAGGUCAGUCACUACGAGAGAGACGUGGACCUGAUGAGGACCAAGGAGGAGGAGUCGGCCAUCAGCGGACACGACGACAACGUUCUCUAUCAAACGCUGACUGGACUGAAGAAGGAUCUGUCUGGAGUUCAGACGGUUCCUGCGCUGCUGGAAGACGAGUGCUGUACCUCAGAGGACGAGGAAGAGGAGGACGAUGAAGAGGAGCAGCAGGAGCAGGAUGAGGAGGCUGCGGUGGACAGAAAGGAGAGGAAGAAGAUGGUGAAAGAAGCUCAGAGGGAGAAGAGGAGAAGUAAAGUACCCAAACACGUGAAGAAGAGGAAGGAGAAGGUGGCCAAGAUGAAGAAGGGCAGAUGACAUCCUGACAGCCAGCCAAUCACACACAGGGACUGGGAGGGCGGGGCGAGAGGUGACCAGUCAUCACCUGGACACUGCUGCAGAAGCAUCUUUAAAUAAACCAUUGCUUGUUUACAUUCUUCAGCCAAUCACAGAGCUCCCUGAGAGCAGAAUAAACAUGUUUGCAUCCUGAUGUGUGUGACUGUUCUAGAUUAAAGCUGGUCCAUGUGUUC
Molecule: messenger RNA, 2015 nt
Organism: Acanthochromis polyacanthus (spiny chromis)
Lineage: Eukaryota; Metazoa; Chordata; Actinopteri; Pomacentridae
Product: serine/threonine-protein kinase RIO1-like
Exons: 17
Coding region: 205-1803 (532 amino acids)
Biological process (GO): maturation of SSU-rRNA
Cellular component (GO): preribosome, small subunit precursor; cytosol
Molecular function (GO): ATP binding; protein serine/threonine kinase activity
Source: RefSeq, a predicted model, not a curated record